Messenger RNA from Boleophthalmus pectinirostris (great blue-spotted mudskipper), 2847 nucleotides. It is a transcript of the gene cdc5l, whose product is annotated as CDC5 cell division cycle 5-like (S. pombe). Gene Ontology annotation, cellular component: Prp19 complex; spliceosomal complex. NCBI's taxonomy places the organism in Eukaryota, Metazoa, Chordata, Actinopteri, Gobiiformes, Gobiidae. The record is from RefSeq and is a predicted model, not a curated record. The transcript has 19 exons. Gene Ontology annotation, biological process: regulation of transcription by RNA polymerase II; mRNA splicing, via spliceosome. Gene Ontology annotation, molecular function: DNA-binding transcription factor activity, RNA polymerase II-specific; RNA polymerase II transcription regulatory region sequence-specific DNA binding. Bases 142 to 2580 code for a protein of 812 amino acids.
UUUCCGGUAUUUUGUGCACGUUCACUCGUCUAACGCAGUCCUCUAUCUGCUAGGCUUUCGCAUCUGUUUUUGUAACAGUCCAAACAAGGGAACUUAUUACUUGUUGUUUUUUAUCUAUAGGGUGCCUAAACAUUUUCAAAGAUGCCACGAAUUAUGAUAAAAGGAGGCGUUUGGCGGAAUACCGAGGAUGAGAUCCUCAAGGCGGCGGUGAUGAAAUAUGGGAAAAAUCAGUGGUCUCGUAUUGCUUCGCUCCUACAUCGCAAGUCCGCCAAACAGUGUAAAGCCAGAUGGUACGAAUGGUUGGACCCAAGCAUCAAGAAAACGGAAUGGUCUAGAGAAGAAGAGGAGAAGCUGCUGCAUUUGGCCAAAUUGAUGCCAACUCAGUGGAGGACCAUUGCUCCCAUCAUAGGACGCACAGCUGCUCAAUGUUUGGAGCACUACGAAUAUCUGCUAGACAAAGCUGCACAGAGAGAUAAUGAGGAAGAGGUGGGUGAUGACCCCAGGAAGUUAAAACCGGGAGAGAUUGACCCCAAUCCUGAGACUAAACCUGCUAGGCCUGACCCUGUUGAUAUGGAUGAAGAUGAGUUGGAGAUGCUCUCAGAGGCUCGAGCUCGUCUGGCCAACACUCAGGGUAAAAAGGCCAAAAGGAAGGCCAGAGAAAAGCAGCUGGAAGAAGCUCGACGACUGGCAGCUCUGCAGAAACGCAGGGAGUUGAGAGCAGCAGGAAUUCGCAUUAACAAGAAAAGGAAGAAGAAAAGGGGGGUGGACUACAAUGCAGAGAUCCCUUUUGAGAAGAAACCUGCUCCGGGCUUUUACGACACGAGUAUGGAAAACUUUGAGGCCAUGGAGCCCGACUUCAAACGUCUGCGACAGCAGCACUUGGACGGAGAACUGCGCAACGAGCGAGAGGAGCAUGAACGGAAGAGAGACAAACAGAAGAUAAAGAAGAAGAAAGAGAGUGACCUUCCCUCUGCCAUCCUUCAGACCAGUGGAGUGGCUGAAUUCACUAAAAAACGUUCCAAACUAGUUUUGCCUGCACCACAGAUCAGUGAUGCAGAGCUGGAGGAGGUGGUGAAGAUGGGCGUGGCUAGUGAGGUAGCGCGCCAGGCGGCAGAGGAGAGUGACAGUGGUAAUGCUGCAUCAUCGACUCUGCUGUCUGAGUACAGUGUGACCAAUGCUGUUGGCACUGGGCUCCGGACACCGAGGACCCCUGCUGCCCAGGAUCGCAUACUACAGGAAGCUCAGAAUCUGAUGGCUUUAACCAACAUUGACACACCUCUGAAGGGAGGGCUCAACACCCCUCUGCAUGAGAGUGACUUUAGUGGAGUGACCCCCCAGAGACAGACCGUCCAGACCCCCAACACAGUGCUCAGUACCCCCUUCAGAACCCCAGGACCAGGCCAGGGGUCAGAGGGCAUGACUCCUCAGGCUGGAGGUGCAAUGACUCCCCGUGGGGCUGUAACCCCAGGACUGACUCCAGGACGCACACCCCUUAGGGACAAACUUAACAUCAACAGUGAGGAGCAGCUGUCAGACCCUGCCUUCACCAAGCAUGCGCAAAGAGAAAGCCUGCAGCAGCUGAGACAGGGUCUGAUGUCACUUCCUGUCCCAAAGAACGACUUUGAGAUUGUUCUUCCCGAAAAUGCUGAGAAAGAGCUGGAGGAAACAGAAACAGAGACUGGAUUCAUUGAAGAUUCAGCUGAUGUGGAAGCACGCAAACAGGCUGUUCGAGAGGCCGAGCGGCAAAAGGAGCUGAAGCUGCGGCACACCUCUGUGCAAAGGGACCUCCCAAGACCUACUGAGGUAAACGAGUCAGUACUGCGUCCCCCCUCCAUGGAGGCCCUCUUGGACUUGCAACUGGCCGAAGAGCUCAUUAAACAGGAAAUGAUCACUAUGUUGCACUAUGAUUGUCUUCAUCAUCCUGCAGCCAAUGCAGCCAGCCAGUUACAGCGCAGCAAAGGCAAAGGUCCUGCCUCCACCUCAAACAACGCAUCACAUAUUACUUACUUGGAAAGUCACCAAUAUAAACCUCUGAGUCCUGAAGACAUGGAACAGGCCAAAACUCUUCUGUCUGCUGAAAUGGAGGUGGUGAAAGCAGGAAUGGGCCAUGGUGAGCUCAGUAUGGAGGCCUACAGCCAGGUGUGGGAGGAGUGCUAUGGACAGGUGUUGUACCUUCCAGUUCAAAACAGGUACACCCGAGCUAACCUGGCGUCUAAGAAAGAUCGAAUUGAAAGCUUGGAGAAAAGACUAGAGGUAAACCGUGGUCACAUGACUGCAGAAGCUCGGCGAGCAGCUAAACUAGAGAAGAAACUCAAAAUCCUUUUGGGAGGAUUCCAGUCUCGAGCACUAGGGCUCCUCAAGCAGCACAAUGACCUAUGGGAACAGGUGGAGCAGGCAGCCACAGAGCUUCAGACAUUCACUCAGCUCAAGACACAAGAAGAUACAGCCAUUCCCCGAAGAUUGGAGGCACUGCGAGAAGAUGUCGAGAGACAGAUGGAGCGAGAAAAAGAACUGCAGCACAGAUACGGAGAGCUCCUGUUGGAGAGAGAGGCUUUAAUGAACAGUGGCCACAAGUUCUGAGGCUUCUUGGACAGCACAUAACCAUAUACUUGUAAACAGCCAGCCAUGUCUCACUCGUCACAGUGAAGAAAAUAAUGUGGAGUCAUAUGAAAUGUGUACAUGCAAACGUAAGAAUAAUCCUCAUGAUCAAAGCAGAUCAUUCAGUUCUAUUGUCAAAUCUGGGAGCUGCCAAGUGGUGUACAUGCAGGUCUUCUCCUUUACAACCAACUUCACUUUGAAUUAAUGUUUUGUUCUUGUGUAAUAUCCAAUAAAGUUGUAAGAACAGUA